UGCAGCCGUUAGCAGUGAAAGGAAGUUCCGGGAUUUAACAUGGCCUCGAAAGACCAAGUCGUGAGUAUAACCGAGGAAGCAAUUUGUCCCAUCUGUCUGGAUUUCUUCACCGAUCCAGUGUCACUGGAGUGCGGACACAACUUCUGCCGCCACUGUAUCACACAGUGUUGGAAAAGUGCGCGGCGAAACUCCUGCCCGGAAUGUAGAGCGCAGUUUGCAGACCAUACACUCAGGUCAAGUUGGGCCUUAGCAAGUCUGUCUGAUAAAGUUCGAAGGCUAAGCCUAAGUCUGAACGAGAAGGAAAAUAAACGUCACUGCAAGGAACACGAGGAAGAACUGAAGCUAUUUUGUGAAACCGACAAGAAACUGAUAUGUGUGAUCUGCGCGACUGCGCGGGAACACAGGGCCCACAACCUCAUGCCGGUUAAAGAAGCCACUGAAAUCUACAAGGUGCAGGUUAAGUCUUCCUUAGACUCUUUCAUGAAAUAUAAAGCUCUAAUCCAGGAAAUGGAGGAAGAACAGACACAGAAGAUUUCUGGAUUUUGGGACCUAUCACACAGCAUUCAGUCCCACAUCAGGUCCCAGUUUGCUAAACUGCACCAGAUUCUCACUGAGAAGGAGCAGCGCUUACUCCGAGUUCUCAUGGAAGAAGAGGAGAGGAUUCUAGAUCCAAUGGAGAAAAGCCUUCGAGAGAUUCAAGAGAAUUUAAAUUCUAUUGAGGAGGAAAUCUCAAGGUUACAGAAACAGAUGGAUCAAAAUGACUGUGUGGUAUUUCUGAAGGAGGAAGCUCGCCGGAAGAGAAGGGUUAAUAAGGAUACAUCGGUGUUUGCAGUGGUAGAAGGUGCCCUUCGUGCUAAGAAAUUCAAUCACCCCUUGUCCACAGUGUGGAGAGGAAUUGUUGAUGCUGUUACACAAGUCUCUGUCGCCCUGGGUGUGGAAACAGCAGCUCUGCAGCUUGACGUGUCUGAGGAUCAGGAAAGUGCAAGUUGUGCCGGGACCCUGAGGAGUCUUCCAGACACCGGGAAGGGGAUCACAAAUGGGCCUUGUGAGCUGGGUCGGGAGGGAUUCACAUCGGGCAGAUAUUACUGGGAGGUGGAGGUGGCGGGUAUUCAGGGCUGGUGUCUGGGAGUCACUGCAGAGUCCCUGGAGAGGAGCACAGAUGUCAAGCUGAUACCAGAGAAUGGAUUCUGGACCAUCUGGCAGCGGGAUGAUGAAGUUUAUGUUCUCAGGUCCCCUCCAUCCCGUCUCCCUGCCGGUCCCAUCCCCGUGAGGGUGGGAGUUUAUCUCAGUUAUGAGUCUGGGACAGUUUCAUUUUACAACAUGGAGAACAAGUCACAUCUCUACACCUUCACUGGGGAUAAAUUCACAGGGAGGCUCUAUCCUUUCUUCUGGACUUGGGAUGGAAACCAGUGGCUGAGAAUGUAGACCAGAAAAUAAACUGCAGUAGCAUUGGGACCAUCUGAAUGUUCCUCACCCACCUUUUCUAUCUGCUGUCCAUCACCUAAACACUCCUCCCCACCACCCUCCAUGCUCCACUGUCCUUUCCUAUCAGAUUCCAUCAUCUUCAGUCCUUUCUAACUGCUGCCCAGCUUCUGACAUCCUUUCUGCACUGCACCCCUCGUUUAUCUGUCUGUCAUUCCCUUACCUGGCUCCACCUAUCACCAGCCAGCUCUUACUUCACCUUUCUUUUCUGGUGGCCUCCCCUCUUCUUUCCAGUCCAGAUAAGGGGUCCUGGCUUGAAACGCUGACCGUCCAUUUCCCUCCACAAAUGUGUGGAGUUCCUACUGCUUUUGUUUGUGUGUUGCUGGGAUUGUAAGUCAUGGUGCAGGUUAUUGACUCCAAACGCUGACCAUUCCUUGACUGACUGACUAGCUUCAGCCAGUGCCCAGCACCUGCAGCCUCUUGAGCCUUAAAACCAAAUAACGGAGAGAUGAUGAGAAGAUCAAAUGAGGUUAUGGAGGGGGAAGGGGUGGGAAAAGUGAACUGAGCGGGAAGCACUUUUAUAAGCCAAAAUAAAUGUUUUUCACUAUAAAAAUAUUUACAAUCAGCCAUGCAGUGCCUUUCAUUCUUGCAUUCAUAGUCAAUACUUUAAGUUGUGUUCUAUUAUAUUUAUAGAACAUUAUAGCACAGUACAGGCCCUUUGGCCCAAGAUGUUGUGCUGACCUAUUAACCUGCCUGUCAGUCUAGCCCUUCCUGCAAAUAAAAUUUAUUACCAAAGUGCAUAUAUAUCACCAAAUACGACUCUGAGAUUCAUUUUCUUGUGGGCAUACUCAAUAAAUCCAUAAUAGGAUAAUACCCAUAAUAGAGCCAAUCAACACUUGUGCUGAACCAGUGUGCAAAAGCCAACAAACCAUGCAAAUACAAAAAGAACAAAAUAAUAAUAAUAAUAAAUAUUGAGGACAUGAGAUGAAAAUCCAUUGAAAGUUAGUACAUCAGUUGUAGGACCAUUUCAAUGAUGGGGCAAGUGAAGUUAUCCUCAUUGGUUCAAGAGUCUGAUUGUUGAGGGGUAGUAACUGGUGGUUUGAGUUCUGGGGCUGCUGUACCUGCUUCCUGAUAGCAGCAGCAAGAAGAAAGCUUGUCCUGGUUGGUUGGGGUCUCCAAUGAUGGAUCCUGCUUUCCUAUGACAACACAUCAUGUAGAUGUGCCCAAUGAUAGGGGUAGGGGGCUUUACCUGUGAUGAACUGG
Hypanus sabinus (Atlantic stingray) is the source of this 2685-nucleotide messenger RNA. RefSeq names its product zinc-binding protein A33-like. The record is from RefSeq and is a predicted model, not a curated record. The transcript has 6 exons. Lineage: Eukaryota; Metazoa; Chordata; Chondrichthyes; Myliobatiformes; Dasyatidae. Gene Ontology annotation, molecular function: protein binding; zinc ion binding. The coding region runs from base 40 to 1425 and encodes 461 amino acids.